Molecule: messenger RNA, 1477 nt
Organism: Alligator sinensis (Chinese alligator)
Lineage: Eukaryota; Metazoa; Chordata; Crocodylia; Alligatoridae
Gene: DIRAS3
Product: DIRAS family GTPase 3
Exons: 2
Coding region: 208-804 (198 amino acids)
Biological process (GO): signal transduction
Cellular component (GO): plasma membrane
Molecular function (GO): GTP binding; GDP binding; GTPase activity
Source: RefSeq, a predicted model, not a curated record
CGCCUGCCUGGAUGCCCGGCUCGUCUUCAGCCGCCUGGAGCAGCCCGGCGGUGCCCCCGGGACCCCGCCAGUCACUGCUGCACCGGGGAGGGCCAUAUCCCAGCUCAGAUCGAGGCCAUCUCUGUGUGGGGGUAUGUAAACUAACGGAACCCAGGCAUUUGCAAUUCAGAUCUUCAUCCUUGCUUGGCUCCCUGAAAAAGAUACACUAUGCCAGAGCAGAGCAACGAUUACCGAGUGGUUGUGUUUGGGGCUGCAGGGGUUGGUAAAAGCUCCUUGGUCCUCCGUUUUGUAAGGGGAACAUUCAGGGAAACGUAUAUCCCUACAAUCGAAGACACAUACCGACAGGUAAUCAGCUGCGAUAAAAACAUCUGCACCCUCCAGAUCACAGACACCACAGGCAGCCAUCAGUUCCCUGCCAUGCAAAGGCUAUCUAUAUCCAAGGGGCAUGCCUUCAUCUUGGUGUACUCUGUCACCAGCAGACAGUCCAUGGAAGAACUUCAGCCAAUCUAUGAUCAGAUUUGUCAGAUCAAAGGGGAUAUUCAAAAGAUCCCUAUCAUGUUGGUUGGUAACAAGAGUGAUGAAACCCAGAGAGAGCUGGAUGCCAGUGAAGGGGAAGCUUUGGCCAGCAAGUGGAAGUGUUCCUUCAUGGAGACCUCAGCAAAAACUAACUACAAUGUACAGGAACUCUUCCAAGAACUCUUGAAUCUGGAGAAGAGAAGAGCUGUCAGUCUUCAGGUUGACGGAAAAAGAUCAAAGCAGCAGAAAAAGAAGGAUAAACUGAAAGGCAAGUGUUCUCUUAUGUGAUUUGCCUUGAUUUUCUUUCUCCCUCUCCCCCUGGACUCACAUCACUGCAUGAUGCCAUCAGAGCAUGGACUUUUUUUUUUAAUGAAUAUUUGCAUAGGCAUCUGCUAGAAAUCUAAGAACAAAUGUCUUGAAGGUGUCCCAGCUUCAGCUCUUCUCUGAAACCUCAAUUGGAACAUCCCAGCUGUUGGCCUGAGGAAAGUUUUGUGCAUGCCUCUUUGUUUUUAAACACUUAACCCAGCAUUAAAUGUUGACCAUUAGGCCUUGAGCAACAACAAUAAAAAAAGUUUACAAAACAGAACAGAAAUGCCAGAGUGUGUAUUGAAGCAAAACUCAUCUUUGUUAUCCCUGUGAGCAUAUAGUUGGUUUUUAAAUAUUCUCAGAUUAUGCAUUAGCCUGAAACAAAACACAUAUUUUGCCUACAAUAUGUAUAUGUUCUCUUCAAGGAAAAAUAAUAUUUAAACAAAAAUAUACUGACCAGAAUGAACCUCUGACAUGGUGAGGGAUUCUUACAGCUAGGGGACAAACACAUGAUUCUUCUGGAUAUGUACAUUUUGGGUGAGAAAGUGAUUUCUUUACCAAAGACAUGUUUGUUUCAUAAUAAAAGGAAAUUUUUCAUAUAUGCCCUGUUAUGCAGCUACCGGCAUUUUACAGUUAUGUGAAUUAUUAAAGUUAU